This is a messenger RNA of Capsella rubella, 593 nucleotides long. RefSeq lists its product as uncharacterized. The record is from RefSeq and is a predicted model, not a curated record. The transcript is spliced from 3 exons. The coding region runs from base 179 to 436 and encodes 85 amino acids. NCBI's taxonomy places the organism in Eukaryota, Viridiplantae, Streptophyta, Magnoliopsida, Brassicales, Brassicaceae.
AGUAAUUUUCUUACAAGUUUGUCUAUUCUAAUUAUAAGUUUCCUUUUCUUAAAGAUAAGGGACGAUAGAGUUGAACUAUCAGUUUCCUGAUUUCCACCGUUAAAUUCUUCUCCGACUAAUCAGUAAGUCAAGUGUUAAAACCUUCAGUGUCUCUCAAUCCGCUAAGGUUUGGAAGAAAAUGGCAACUUCAUCAGGAGGUAAAGCCAAGUACAUAAUCGGUGCUCUCUUCGGCUCUUUUGGAAUCUCAUACAUCUUCGACAAAGUUGUCUCUGAUAAUAAGAUCUUUGGAGGGACUACUCCAGGAACUGUCUCUAACAAAGAAUGGUGGACAGCCACAGAUGAAAAAUUCCAAGCAUGGCCAAGAACUGCUGGUCCUCCCGUUGUUAUGAAUCCCAUUAGCCGUCAGAAUUUCAUCGUCAAGUCGCGUCCUGAAUGAGAGAUCAAUAUGCUUUCAUUUUCAGAAUAAGAUGAAUGACCAUGUUUCUAAACCAAUACGUGCUUGUACUACUAGAUAACAAUACAUUACAACACAGUUUGUGGAACUAUUCAACAGACUAUCUUCUGUUAAAACUUAAAUAAGCUAUUGCAAAACC